GUGACACCGUGACGUACGGACGUGUCGCAGCUUUGCCCGUAAGCGAGCGCGCGUGUUUACACUCGCAGGCAUUCACCUCCUAAUCCAAUUAUAAAGCACAAUAAUGAUGCGUAAGUGACCUCACCGAUCGAAUUAUAAUGGGAUGAUCCGGUGAUUAGUAAUCAAUAUGCGGUUAGAAGUUUUCUCAGUUUAAAGUUACCGAGUGGAAAAUGUUUCUGGAAGAUGUGAGUUCGGAAAAAUGUUGAGGGCGUCCCGCGCGCGAUGCACGCACCUCGGAUUACUCUGGAUUUUGUACGCGUAUUCCGUCGAUGGAUACAUAGAAAUAGUGGAGGAGCAGCAAUGCCACGACUUCAGGUUCCGGCUCAUGUGUCGGGACUUGGACUCCCACAUAGCCGUUUUAGAAGCCUGGUACACGUCCAUAGAGGAUUACCAGAGAGAAAACAUGACCCAACCUCCACAAAGGCUCACAGUCAAAAAAGCCGAGAACGAUUCGGAACUCAACCGAGUUUACAAGUAUUCUAGUCCGAAACACAAUGGAGUUUACGAACUUACGAAUAUCACGUAUGAGAACGCUAGUGUUGUGAAUAACUCACUGGAGUGGAGUGAUCUGGUGAAUGACACUUUGGAUAUGAGUGUGGAGUUUGUGAAUACUACUGAGAGUGGUGUUUGUGGUGUGACGACCUUCGCGAGGAGCUACGGAAGUUGGCGGGAAGGUGACAAAAGAAGAAGGGCUUUGAAAAGGAACUUCUCUGUAAAUUUGAGAUCUCCAGUCAGCUAUCGAUGCACCGGCGUGAACCACUGCAACUUCGUACUGGCUGAGGACUACCCCGCCGCAGCUGACUGGACUCUCGGGGUGGUCUACAUCAAGUACGCCUGCUUCGACGACACCUUGUCGGUCCACUAUUGCAAUAGAGAGGUACAAGUGGCCGUGUCAGGGGAGGACAGCGAGGGAUAUAUCCGAACGCCGGGGUAUCCGAACUUCUACGUCGGCGACGUGUGCCGGUGGCGGCUGCGUGCGGAUCCAGAGCAGCGGUUACGGGUCACACUCCUAGAUGUUAGUUUGAGAAGUGUUGGGCCUUUCGAGGAGUCGUGCAUGGAUUACGUGUCGGUGCAAGACUCGAACGGUGAUUCCUUGCUCUCAUCUUGCGAGCAAGUUGAACUGCCGCUUCAAUUGACAUCCACCACUAAUACUGUGGAGGUGUUAGUUGAAGCAAAAUCGAAGGGUGCUUACCCCAAGCGAGGGGUAUUGCUACAUUACAAAAGUGUUGGUUGCGUCACGUUGCCAGCGCCAUCUGACGGCUACCUCGUGUACCGCAACGAAGAGGUGGCGCACUACAUGUGCAACGUAAACUACGUUUUCGCCGACACUCGACAGAGGGCGCGAUUGCUAUGGUGCUACGAUGACAAUAGAUGGAAUGACACAGUGCCUUUGUGUAUCGCUGAGGCGGUGAAGGCCGUCUGGAACGAUUCAGCGCCGGUGACCAGGGUCGAGGACGCAAAACUGCCGCCCCACGAGCAACCAGACAUGAUAGUCGAUAUUGUGAUUCCGUCGCUACUGAUAGCGGCCCUAUUCAUCGGGAAUGCGUUCAUCGUGCUCAUCAUAUACAAAUACAGGAAACGGAAAAACGAUGACAUUGAUGAUGAAUUCAACACCAUACCUCUGAGUGUGAACGGCAACGUGCACAGUGCAGGCAACGCGGUGUAAGAAGAAUAGAAGAAUACCAAAGGGAGAUCACAUUCACCAUACAUAUUGAACAGUCUAUAACACCAACAAGAUAUCUUUAACUGUUAAAUAUAUUCAAUCGAUUAUCAACUUUAUCUUGUAAGAAAUAAAUAUGAAAUUUGGUAAACAUUGAAAUUAGAUCAAGGUUAAUGUUACCGUUAUAAGUUUUUUUAGUAUUUUCAUACUACGAGAGAACUUUCUUCAUUAAUUGCAGAAUUAUUCACAUUCUAUGACAAUUGAAAUGACUUUGCAGUGGUAUUAUGUAAGAAAAAACAUAUGAUUUCUGCUACAAACACGCUUCAUUUGAUUUAACCAGUUCAUUCAUCACAGAAUCUCGAAAAUUCACAGAAAAACAUUUAAUAACUUUUUCGAUUAAUUUAAUUUGUAUAAUGUCUAUUAUUAGGAACUCAUAACAAAAAAAGCAUGCGUUGAUAAUUAUCAUUAAAGGGCCUAAAAUAGGAUUGAAGACAUUCAAUCAAAUAAUUUAUUUUCCUUAGGUACACAAAUAAUAACAUUGACGUAUUUCGAUUGAAAUGGUGUGAACGUAAUCAUUCGGAAUUCUACUCAAAAGUGAUUGCUAAUAUUCUUUUUGGUGUUCUCUUUAAAGCAACAACUUCAUGUUGUUUACGGUAUUAAUAAGGAGAUUAUUUUAAUAAAUACAAGAAUCUGAUUUAUAACCGAGUUACGAUUUCAAGAAGACUCGAUAUUAAACAUAAUUUUAAUCGAACAGUUAUAAUGUGAAUGUAUAUUCCUAUCCACAAAGAGAUGUUGAACAACUCUGAUGAGUGAUCUCCCAAGUUUAAUUAAAAAAGUCGGAUCAUUGAUGGAUCACAGUUGUCGUAAUAAUAUAAUCAAAUCGACACCACCAAUCCACGAGGAAGUGGCUAUGAGCAUAGUGACAGGCGGUAAGAAGAGCGACGAAAGAUAUUUUGAUAGAAAUUUCCAACUUCAAAACAAUGAUUGUUGCAUUUAUUUUUAAACUUGUAUUGGACAUAUUCAGCGUUGUCGUCUCACAAUCGCCUGUAAGCUAUAUUACUGGCCACAUCAUUAGCCUAUUAAUAAGGUUUUAAGUUACCUAUUUAUUUGUUAGUUACAUUUAGAACAUGACUCAUUAUGAAUCAUAGUCCAGUGAACUCUUCUCUUCCUUUAUAGAACAUUUAGAAAUUAAGUAAGGACUGAUAUUGAUAUAAAUACUCGAUAUAAAAGGUCUUUUCUGAACCGGAAAUGUGUGUGCGACAUUUGCCUGCAGAAAUAGACAUAUUUUAAACAGCCCGAAAAAUAGUUAUUGUAAACAACGAGAAAAUUUAUUAAUCUAAAAGCUUCUAUUUCAAUAAGGAGCUGAAAGUAUUGUUAAAACUUUCUUUUAGCUCUUCAAUUAAAUCAUUAUUUGCUUCUAAAAAAUCUAGAAAUUGUAUUAAUUUAAGUAUGGCUAAUUCAUUUCAUGUCGGCACUUCAAUUGGCUAUUCGUGUUUGCUAUUUGUAAACUUAGCAUUAGUCUGUCCUUCUCAUUCCAUAUAAAGCAUGAUAAGAACAGACUUUUGUCAAGUUUACAAAUAGCAGAUUCGAAUAACCAAAUUAAGUGCCGGCAUAACAAAGUCCGCACACAUUUGUCGUCCAGCGACCGAUAAGUAGAUGUUUUUGUCGCACAUCAACCACUGCCUUUGUUUGUCACUAUCGUCGUCAAUUAAGUAACAUGUUAAUGCUUGAUAGUAACAGCAGUAGGUUAUUCUUUAUUACCACAAUAAAAUAAUGUUACAGUCAAAAUUACGAUGGGUUAAUAUAUAUAAAUAAUAGGCAUGAUGACGGGAUAAAAUAAAACGAAAUUAUAUUUUGUACAUCAGUUAGUAUAUCGAAAAAUAAUGGACACUUAUUUUCGUUUGUCAAUUCACCAAAACCUAAUAAAGAUGAAGCGCGUCAAAGUUUGGGAAAGAAGGCUUGUUACAACACUUUUAAGUAAAUAAAAUUGCCAUGAUGUGACGUCAUGUGACAUUUCAAAUGUCAAUAUAUAUAUGUUGGUUUUUGAUAAUCUAAACUGAUAGAGGAAGAAAAAAAAAGUUCGUCAUCGUUCCUAUUGGUGGUUAUAGAGGUUAGGUAAGAUUAGGUUAGAAUUUAAGACUCGCGGUGAAUUUAAUAGAGCGAAAGAAAAGUAAGUGAUGGGUUGGGUCGACCAAAACUGCACAGAUUUAUUUUCACUGGUUUAGAGUUUUGACUGUAACGUUACACUAAUUCAUAGGGCCAGCUUCAUACUCAAGUUGUUAGUGAAGCGCACAUGAGCUGUCUGCUGCUUUUUUUGCUUGUAAAUGAUCAUUAAUACUGUUUUAUACCAAAGAUUACUCAACAUGCAUUAAAUUGGUACUGAAUUACUUCAGUACCUAUCUAAUUAUGUAUGUAUCUAGAUCGUACUCUCUUUAUGAAAUGGUCAAUGUAUUGUGGUAAUAAGUUACAUAAUAGAUAUCAAUGUGGUUAAUUUCUUAUUGCAUCUCGAAAUUGUUGAUGUUUUUAUAUAUUCGGCGGGUUCUGUAUAAAUUCUGUAAUAAAUAAAGCACUUUAUCUUUA
Chilo suppressalis (striped riceborer) is the source of this 4279-nucleotide messenger RNA. NCBI's taxonomy places the organism in Eukaryota, Metazoa, Arthropoda, Insecta, Lepidoptera, Crambidae. The record is from the annotation of a GenBank genome assembly.